This is a messenger RNA of Limulus polyphemus (Atlantic horseshoe crab), 387 nucleotides long. Its product is annotated as staphylococcal nuclease domain-containing protein 1-like. NCBI's taxonomy places the organism in Eukaryota, Metazoa, Arthropoda, Merostomata, Xiphosura, Limulidae. Bases 1 to 387 code for a protein of 128 amino acids. The record is from RefSeq and is a predicted model, not a curated record. The transcript has a single exon.
AUGCUUCCCUCAGCAUAUCAAGGUGUUUAUCCUGCAGCACAUGAUUAUGGACUAGCCUGUGUCACUAUGCCAGAAGAUUCAGAACUUUUAGACGAGACACGAAAUGCUCUAUUUCAAGACACAGAUAACCGGGUCCUGUUGCUAAAUUCAGAAUACAGAGUUGGUGGUAUUGAGUAUGUAACACUGUACACAUCAGAGGAGAAACAAGACAUUCUGAAAAACCUCAUAUUUGAAGGGUUGUUGAUGGUUGAAAGCAGAAAGGAGAAGAGGUUACAGAAAGUUAUCACAGAGUACAAAAAUUCUGAAGAAACAGCACGGCGACAAAGAUUGAACUUGUGGUGCUACGGUGACUUCACAGAAGAUAAUGCCAAAGAAUUUGGUGUGUAA